Messenger RNA from Striga asiatica, 4845 nucleotides. NCBI's taxonomy places the organism in Eukaryota, Viridiplantae, Streptophyta, Magnoliopsida, Lamiales, Orobanchaceae. The record is from the annotation of a GenBank genome assembly.
UGAUGUAGGAACUUCGAAAGGCAAGAUUGGCUUAAAAGCUCCUCGCCUUCCGAUGACUCUAUUCUGAUCAUCGACAUCCAUCGAAUGAAACUUGCACUUGACUUUCUCAUGGACUUGCCAAGCUAGGCUUCUCAACAAGGAAUUCCAUUCAACCAACAGGGAAAAAGAACAGAAGCCUUAUCGUUAAAUACCCUUUUGGCAGGCAGGCUGCGCGAAUUGGAUUUGAACCAAUCAAGCUACUUGCCUUUUAGUAGAUCUAAUUAUUUAUGAUGGUCAAUAAUGAUUGUUCGCUAGGUGUAGGUUGGAUAACUUCUUAGACUAAUCAGUUUUAGUUUCAGUCUUAUAAUCUGUGUUUGAUUCGCUUUUAAUCAUUGAUUUUGGUUUAAAGUUGUACUGAUUUCUUAAUUUCUUGUAAUUUAUAUUUGUAUAUUAGCAAAAGACUGUAAACGAAAGAACAAAGAGCUUUGGGAAGAAAAGAGCUUAGAGAGACAAAAAGGUAGAGAGAGUGAGAGAGUAUCGAGAGAAUUGUAACUACCAAGUUGUUCUUCCCAUUCACGAGAAAUUCCUUAAAAGUUGUUACAUCAGAUGGGCCUAUGGGCCUUUGACCUUAAUACUUAAACAAAAUGGACUUAAGAAACCCUCGACUGAAGUUUCUCUAGUCAGGGCCGAGGGUUUCUCUAGUUUCACUCCCAGCAUUUUGAAGAGUUCCUUCCAGAAAACACUAGUAAAAACCUUAUCUCUAUCAGUUAAUAUGCUGACUGGGUACCCAUGUAACUUGUGCACUGUGUCCAGGUCCAGGAAUGUCUUGGCCACUGAUUUGGCAGUGAAUGGGUGUGCUAAUGCCACAAAAUGUGCAUACUUUGUUAGUCUGUCAACAAUAACAAGUAUCACAUCCUUUCCCCAAGACUUAGGCAAGCCUUCUAUAAAGUCCAUAGACACAUGAGUCCAUGCUUUGUCUGGUAUAGGUAAUGGCUGCAACAGCCCAGGGUAAGGUCCCUUUUCUGCCUUGUUCAUGCUACAGACAUCACACCCUUUAACCCAUUUUUCAAUAUCUUUUUUCAUAUUUGGCCAAUAGAAGGUUCUUUUCAUCCUCAUGUAGGUACCCAAAAUGCCUGAGUGUCCGCCAAAAGCUGAGUCAUGAGUUGCCUGCAGUAGUGAUUCCCUUAAUUGGGAAUUACUGCCUACACCUAACCUUCCUCUAUACCUUAUCAGCCCAUCCACAAGAGUGAAAUCUGGAUAAGCUUGUGGGUCUAAGGUAUUUGCUUCCCUAUUUUUUUUGAAAAAGGGAUCCAUUUCAUAACUGUCAUGAAUCUGUCGAACCCAAGUAGGUGUCAGGGUAGUAAUGGCAGACACCUCAGUACCCUCAUUAGGCUUCCUUGAAAGGGCAUCAGCAGCUCUGUUCUCAGCCCCCCUCUUGUACUGAAUUUCAUAGUUAAGCCCCAACAAUUUUGUCAACCAUUUCUGUUGGAUAGGAGUCAUGAUCUUCUGGUCUAGAAGGUGUUUCAAAGCCUGUUGAUCUGUUCUGAUAAUAAACUUGUGACCCAGUAAGUAGUGUCUCCAUCUCUGUUGAUCUGUUCCUAAUUACAUUACUAACUCCCCGGCCCUGACUUGAACUCAUUUUCCCCAAUUUGGACUUGAGAAACCCUCGACUGCCCGCCGGCCAGAGGCGUCAUCUUUCCCAGCAUCACCGUGUUCAUGACAAAAGUCUGUUAAAUGGUUAUCAUGUGUUCUCUUAUUUUUUUCAUGUGUGUGGUUAUGUUGAACUUGUUGAAUUGUUGAAUGAUGAUUAUAUUUUCUAUUUUGUGAAACUACUCUCAUUUUGAAGAAAAAGAGGAGUUAUUUACAUGUUUUGUGUUAUAUUGUUGUGUGUGUAUAAUUUUUUUGGGUCCUCCAUAGAUAUAUGGUGGUUUUUUGGCUUUCUGCUAUGGCACGCCAUCCCCCCAGUGAUAACACUGGUAUAGGGAACAUUCAAUUUUUCUGAAGUUCAGAUUUGAUCUUGUAUUACAUUUUGAUUGGUAUUUGAAUUAUUGGAUUCUUUUAUACUGAAUGGUUCUGCAUUUAUUUAUUUAUUUUGUUGCAUAUUGGAUGAUGAAUUGUGAUGAUCAGCCUUUGUGUUGUUUCUCUUCUGAUUCAGGAUGUCGGAAAAGAAAUAAGAAAAGUGAUAAAUGGUGCUAUUCCGAAAGCUAAGAUGGAGAUCAAUCUGCAGGGGUGGGAAUUUUUCAAAGCCUUUAUCAUCCUCAAGUUUUUACUUGUUACAUUCUCAUGGUGUGCGAUACCUUAGCAACUUGGUAAAUUUUGCUGAUGAAACAAGUAGACAGAUUAACUUUGAGCAUUUAUUUAAUGCUUGCACGACAUCUGAGGCUACAAGGCGCGUUCAUGCUCUUCUUAUUGUGUCAGGCAAAGCCCUAAGCUUUUUUUAUGCUACAAGGCUCGUCAACAAGUAUUCCUUUCUCGGUAAUGUCUCCUUGGCCCGGGACACUUUUGAUCAAAUCUCUAGAAAGGAUUCCUAUACAUGGAAUUCCAUGAUCUCAGCUUAUGUCCGGAAUUCCCAUUUUGAUGAAGCAAUAAAAUGUGCGUUUGAAAUGUUGUCAAGCACUGAUGUUCGACCUGAUUUCUACACCUUCCCCCCUAUCUUGAAAGCCUGUAAAUCUUUAUGUGAUGGGGGACUAUUUCAUUGCUGGGUUUUGAAAUUGGGGUUUGAGUGUGAUGUGUUUGUGGCUGCUUCAUUAGUGCAUAUGUACUGCCGUUUCGGGUUUUCUAGUCGUGCGUAUACGAUUUUCAGAAAUAUGCCAUUUUGGGACAUGGGAUGCUGGAACUCCAUGAUUUCAGGAUUUUGUCAAAGUGGCAAUCGUAAAAAGGCAUUGACAGUUUUUGAUGAGAUGAUACUGGGAGGCAUAGCAAUUAACGCGGUGACUGUCUCGACUAUUCUCGCAAUUUGUGCACAAACUAAUGAUUCAUUAUGCGGCAUGUUGAUCCAUUUAUUCACGAUAAAGCACGGUUUGGAAUCUAACGUCUUUGUUUCUAAUGCGUUGAUCAACAUGUAUGCCAAAUUUGGCUACAUGGAUUGCGCCCGAAAUGUUUUCGAUCAGAUGGGCGUUAGGGAUUUGGUCACAUGGAACUCCAUAAUCGCAGCGUACGAGCAACGUUGUUGUCCACAGGUAGCACUGGCUUUUUUUCACUAGAUGAAGUCAAAUAAAGUCCAACCUGACUCGUUGACACUGGUGAGCCUAUCCUCAUGCCUUGCUCAGACAAGAGAUAUUUUACGGAGCAAAUCAAUUCAUGGAUUUGUUAUCAGGAGAUGCUGGAUCACAAAAGACACCAUAAUUGGAAAUAGCAUCGUCGACAUGUACGCGAAAUUAGGCAUUUUGGAUUCCGCGCGUCGGGCUUUUGUGCAACUUCCUUUUAAAGACGUAAUCUCGUGGAACACACUGAUCACGGGUUAUGCUCAAAAUGGCUUGGCAAGCGAGGCCAUUAACUUGCAUCGAGCAAUGAAAGAAAACGAUAAUCUGAAGCCUAACCAAGGAACGUGGGUGUCAGUUUUACCAGCUUAUGCUCAUUUAGGAGCUCUUAGAGAUGGAACAAGAAUCCAUUGUCUGGUGCUUAAACAAAACCUUGAUGUGGAUAUGUAUGUGGGCACUUGCCUUAUCGAUCUGUACGGAAAAUGUGGUAGACUGAGUGAAGCUAUGCUGUUAUUCAGUGAGGUGCCAGGAGAAACUUCAGUAACUUGGAAUGCUGUAAUAUCGUGCCACGGGCUUCACGGGCUUGGUCAAACAUCUGUCCGACUUUUUCACGACAUGUUGAGUGAGAGAGUGAAUCCCGAUGAGGUGACUUUCUUAUCUUUAUUGACAGCUUGUAGCCAUUCCGGUCUUGUCGACGAGGGAAAACGGUAUUUUCACAGCAUGGAGCAAGAAUAUGGAGUGAAGCCCACUUUAAAGCACUAUGGGUGCAUGGUUGACUUGUUUGGGCGGGCCGGGCUAUUGGAAGAAGCAUACAAGUUUAUUGAAACCAUGCCUGUGAGGCCCGAUUCCUCAAUAUGGGGCGCUCUUCUUGGUGCCUCUCGAGUUCAUGGAAAUGUUGAGAUGGGUCAAAAGGCAUCCGGCCAGUUAUUCGAGCUCGACCGUGAAAAUGUCGGAUAUUACGUUUUACUGUCGAAUAUUUACGCAAACUUUGGGCGGUGGGAAGGGGUCGACACUGUAAGGUCAUUGGCCCGGGAUCGCGGCUUGUGGAAAACGCCAGGGUGGAGUUGGGUCGAAUUAAAUAAUGAACUCGUGGUUUUCUAUACGGGCAGUCGGUCUCAUCCUCAGAGUGAGGACAUAUACAAGGAACUAGCUUUACUAAAUUCUAAAUUGAAAAGCCUCGGUUAUAUCCCAGAUUAUAGUUUUGUGCUUCAAGAUGUAGAAGAUGACGAGAAAGAGAAUAUUCUCUCGAGCCACAGCGAGAGGUUGGCUAUUGUGUGCGGAAUUCUUAAUACGCCACCUAAAAGCACUAUAAGGAUAUACAAAAAUUUGCGGGUUUAAUGUGACGAAACUGAUAUCUAAUAGUUACGGAGAGGGAAAUUAUCGUGAGGGACUCGAAUCGUUUUCAUCACUUCAGAGACGGGUUUUGCUCAUGUGCUGACUAUUGGUGAUGCGUCUCCCAAUUCUCAGUUUUACAGAUAAUAUGGUUAGAUUCAAUUUAAAUGGAAUCAGUAUGAAUGAGUGAGAUCAUAAUGUAUAUAUAAUAUUUUUAUGUAUCAUAUGAUGAAAUGGUUCUUCUUUGGAAGCUGUAUAAGUUUCUGUGUUUGCCUAAAUUAUUUUUGUACAAUAUUUGUAGAUUUUCUUAUCAUUUUUUUUUUUNUUUUUUUUC